AUGGGCGAUAUCAUCGAUUCCGGAGCUUCUUACAAGCUCUUCACUCCUCUUGACAUUGGAAAUGGCAAAGUCCAUCUCAAGCACCGCAUUAUCCAUGCACCUCUGACUAGAAAUCGGGGAACUCCGGUGAACCCUGAUUCUACCCCCGAGAAACCCAAUCGGCUCUGGAUUCCCAAUGACCUGAUGGUCGAAUACUAUUCUCAACGAGCAACCGAUGGUGGUCUCAUCAUUUCUGAGGGCCUCCCCCCUUCACUUGAAGGCAAUGGAAUGCCAGGUGUUCCAGGCAUUUUCCUCCCCGAACAGGUAGAAGGCUGGAAGAAGGUCGUUUCUGCUGUCCAUUCGAAAGGAGGCUAUAUGUAUGCCCAAUUGUGGCACUCCGGUCGCGCCAACAUCCCCCAAUUGACGGGAACUCCUAUUUUGGCUCCCUCUGCCACACCAUGGGAUGACCCCAACGAGACCUUUGCAUACCCCCCACCCCACAGCACCACACCUGUAAAGAUGGCGGACUACCCACCUAUCGAGAUGACCGUGGAAAAGAUAAAGAGCACCAUCGGUGACUACGUCAAUGCAGCCAAGAAUGCUAUCGAAGCUGGUUUUGACGGUGUUGAAGUCCACGGUGGAAACGGAUACCUCGUCGAGCAAUUUCUCUCCUCAAACAUCAACAAACGGACUGAUCACUACGGCGGCACCGAGGAGAAGAGAUCUAACUUUGCACUUGAGCUUAUGGAGGAACUAGCCAAGGCAAUUGGCCAAGAAAACUUGGCUAUUCGCCUCACCCCUUUCGGUCUGUUUAAUCAGGCUCGUGGCGAGAAGCGCGUUGAAACAUGGAGCCACCUCUGCCGCGAACUGAAAUCCCGCUUACCGAAGCUUUCAUAUGUUAGUUUUGUUGAGCCAAGAUAUGAGCAGAUCUUCUCGAAGGCAGAGAAGCAGAAGUUCCUAGGAUCUUGGGGGUUGCCUACUGUCGAUCUGUCGCUGUUCCGUUCCAUCUUUGGCAAUACGCCAUUCUUUUCCGCUGGCGGAUUCAAUGAUGUUAACUCAUGGGGUGUUGUCGAGAGUGGGAAAUAUGAUGGUCUGUUGUAUGGAAGGUAUUUUAUCAGUAACCCUGACUUGGUAGAGAGAUUGAGGAAUGGAUGGCCGCUGCAGGCGUAUGAUAGAAAGACAUUUUAUGGACCUUUUGAAGAUAACGAUGUUGGAUAUACAGAUUAUUCUUUUUACAAAAGGGAGUAG
Messenger RNA from Fusarium verticillioides 7600, 1227 nucleotides. RefSeq lists its product as hypothetical. Gene Ontology annotation, molecular function: oxidoreductase activity; FMN binding. NCBI's taxonomy places the organism in Eukaryota, Fungi, Ascomycota, Sordariomycetes, Hypocreales, Nectriaceae. The transcript has a single exon. The record is from RefSeq and is a predicted model, not a curated record. The coding region runs from base 1 to 1227 and encodes 408 amino acids.